AUCAGAUGUUUGUCAUCGUGAACACACCACUCGCCGCUGUACUUUGGGAAGCCGGUAGUUGAGCCUGUGAUUUUCUUUGGGAUUAGGUAUUUUUUUCAAAUUGUAAAGGGAGUUGGACUAUUUCAACUGAAGACAGACGUAAUGUUACCCACUCUUCUAUAAUCAAUCAAACAUGCACGUACAAUAUGCUAGUAUGUUUUAUGAAAACAUCUCUUUUUAGGAUACCAACUGGUGAAAUUCUCACACUGCACACGUGACUAUUUCUUUAAACUUUAAACGUUCGACUUCGUAAUUGGUGUAAAAGAUUUAAUAUAUGUGUCUCAUCAAGAUUGAAAUUAAAUUUUAAUCAACUUAUUUGUCAAUACUUGAGGCCUAAUGUCGGAUCGAAAAAUGCUGUUUAGACAAACAACUAUGUUUGUUAAACUUUUUUUGGUAAUCGUAUUAUAUGUGGAUUCUUCAUUUGGGAAUAACUCCUCAGAUAUCACAGGUAAGUUAUAUUUUUGUGAGUGUGAGCUCUGCCGUGGACUUAAUUUAGUAUAAUAGAAUUGUAAUUUGUAUGUUAUAAUAAUAAUACUGAAUAUAGCUAUCCUGCAGGCCCUGGUGUAGUAGUCUAUUAAAAAAAUAGUUCGUUAACAGUAUAUGGUCACUACUCACAUUGUCCCAUCAUUACUUAAACUUAAUAUUGGAUUAGGAUACGAUUUUUUGAAAAUAAUAUACAUGCCUUUCAAACUGUACACACGAUUUUUCAGAUUUAGAUUGUGGACCUUCUGAGUUCGCCUGUAUUAGUAGUAAUAAAUGUGUAACUUUGUCUUGGAAAUGUGAUGGAGACCCUGAUUGUCCUGAUGGUGAAGACGAGAAAAACUGUUGUAAGUUUUCUUUUAAUAAAUUAUUACCUUCUCCUACACUGACUACUACUAGUAUUUGACUAUUUCAUGACUACUAAUACUAAACUUUAUCAUGAUUUCAUCACUCAAUUUUUUGGUAGAUAGUAGACAGAUAAGCAUUUUCUGAUUAUCAUACUGAAUCAUACCGGUUCUUGAUUAGUUGUUUAAAGGGUCUUUGCGUUUUAUUCUUGAAUUCUGUUCGAGAUGAUUUUUCUUUGAAUCGCAAGUUAUAUUGCGGUAAUUUAAAUAAUAUUUGUGUCUUCUUUAAUUCUUAAUUGAGUAAGAAUAGGGAGGGAGGUCAUUCAGGAAAUAGAGACGUGCUUCCAUUGGUUGAAGAAUAUCGCCUGAGUUUGUGACCUAAUUUUUCAACCAAUCGAAAUGCGCUCAGAUAAAUUGUCGGUGUUACGUACACAGAGUCACGGAUUUUUUUUUUUAAGGGGGCGGGGGUGCGAGUGGUAAAUAUGAAUGCAAUUUUGGUAAAUGUUGAAUAUUCAAGGGGCUGGUUUGCUUAAAGAAUCAUCAGUUAUUGAUUUUGUGUGUGUUGAUCAGUGAUUGGUGAUAAAGUCAUUACAAAAUCUAGAAGAAAAAAAAUGCCAAACGUUUACAAAAUUGGCAGAAAAUGGUGAAGUUUCCAUCAAACAAGUCCAAAGACGCUAAGCACUUAAAAAAACAUGCAUUCAAGUAGCGCACUUUAAUCCCAAUUAUCAAUUAGUACAAUCAGUGUUAACCCAUAAAAACCUAGAGUUACAACCUUACAUACCCAGAGUCCAGAGAAUUAUUAUCUGUGAUAAAAUAACCAAGGCCUACUAUUUAAAAUUUAGACUAGUAAAGCUGAAAGACUGAUUUUUUUACUUGCUGCUACUUGUUUACUGAGCCAUUUGAUAAAGAGUAUUACAUUACCAUUCUUUUAAUUUUUACUUAACAUGUUGCUCAUACCACAUAAGAACAAAGUAAAAUAAUUUGUCAAAUAAUUAAUUUCACUAGCAGAUAAUACAAUACGUAACAAGAGGGAAGUCCCCUUAAUCACAAAUUAGUUCAAUUAGCGAUGUCUGGAAAGUGUGUUUAAUCCCUAUAAUAUUACUAAUGCACAGUUGACACAAUCCAAUUGUUUCAAAUUUUUGCCAUAUUUCUUGUUGAAUACACUAUGCUGUAACAGGGUUUAGGUUUCAGGUUAGGUUAAGGGAUACAAUAGGACAUAAGUUCGCGGGUCGCGGUAACCAAGGUAAAAAAAACUGAGCUUAACUAAUGAGCAAAAGUUUUACAAAUUUAUAACCAGUUUACACAAAACAUUGAUUUCUCAAAAAAUAUUUUUAUUACAGCAGCAACAACAUGCACCCCUAAUUUUUUCCGGUGCAAUAAUGGUCUUUGUAUAUCUGAACGAUGGGUGUGUGAUGGGCAGGAUGACUGCAAGGAUAACUCUGAUGAAGCAACUGAAGUUUGUGCUGGUAAGUUUGUGAAAGCUGCAUUAUUUUGUCAUGUAUACGCUUUUCAUCUAAAUUUUUGUCCUUUGAAAGAAAUUGUUUUUAAUUUUAAAAUAUAAAAAAAUAACUAAUUAUAACACAGCAAUAUUUACUACUGUUUACUAAAAUUUCCAUCAGAAUUUCACUCGAUUUAGUAUUUAAAAAAUGUGUGGGCCAUAAUUGUAAAUUAUCCAAACAUAUUUUUUUUCCAGAACGUAAUACCUGUGUGAAUAAGCACAAAUGCUCAGGCACAAAUAUGUGCAUUGACCCUUCAUUGGUUUGUGAUGGUCAGCCUGACUGCCCAGAAAAAGAUGAUGAAAAAGGUACAGAUUUAGGAUCAAUGAACACAUUAUCCUCUAAGUCAUAAAAAAGUUUAAAUUUAUUUUUCCAUGAAGUAAAGAAACAUAAAGUUUAAGUUGUCGUUGUGAUGAAAUAAUUGUUGAAAACGUGUAUGAUAAUUAUUUUUUUUUGGAUUGGGUGCUGUCGUGGUGGAAAAAAAUGAAAAAAAAAAAGAGAAAAAAAGCAAAAUUUUUCCUUAAGUACCUAAACAACUACAAUGUUGGGAUAUUGUUCAUCCAAUGCACACACAAUUUUAAAUGGCUUUUCAGACUAACAAUUUUUUCAUACUUUAAAAAAUGUAUUUUCAGAUUGCUCAAAUCUUGGUUGUGAUAAAGAAACUGAAUUUAAAUGUCAUGAUAACAAUGGCCCUUGCAUUUCUUCACGUUGGCAUUGUGACGGCUCAGAUGACUGCGAGGAUGGGUCAGAUGAAAAGAAUUGCAGUAAGUAGAAUAUGUUUAUGUACUGUUUUCAAUGUUUGUUUUAAGUUGAUAAAUUUAUUGCCCUGAAGCAGUUGAGAAAGUUACUAAAUUAUUAAUACUUUCACCUAUGUAAAUUAAUAAAAUAAUUUCAAAACAAAGAUAAUUGUGCUUAUCAGCUAUUCACAUCAUAUAACAACAAAUUGGAUUUGUUUUUACAGCUAGAAAAGAGUAAAAUUGCUUUUUGCUGGGGGGGGGUGCCAAUUCUUUAAAAAAAAAUGCUCAAAACAUUUCAUUUUACAGCAUCCCAAUGUGAGAAAGGUUUUAAGACUUGUGCUGAUGGUGAAUGCAUAAACGAUCUCUGGUGGUGCGAUGGUGACGCUGAUUGUGCCGAUAAAUCGGAUGAAGCAAAGUGUGCUGAAUUGGCAGUGAAUCAAAAUUGCUCAGAAACUGAAUUCCAGUGUCAGGGAAUGUCUAUGGUUGUGCAAUGUGUUCAUAUGAACUGGGUGUGUGACGGCGAUUCCGACUGUCUUGAUGAAUCGGAUGAAAAAGAUUGUGAGUAAUUGUCACUCAUGUAAUUGUUACAGAAAUAAACAACAAUCCUAAAUUAUAUUUUACGAAAGACUAUAUAGCAAUUCAGGAAAAUAUUUCUGCGUCAUUUCUACAAAAUAUUUGUACAGGAUAUUUAUUUUUAAACUGUAUGAACUAAAAACUAAUUACAUAAGUGGAUGCAAUUAUUAUUAAAAUGAAUUUACGAAAACGCCUCAUCUUGGAAGGUAAUAUUUUGAUUUUUUUUCAGCCAUUUUUAAACUUAUUUAUAUUUUCUUUUGUUUGUUCAGGUAAACCACAUACAUGUAACCCGAAUGAGAUUAUUUGUGACAAAAAUUUCUGCAUCAGUGAACUUUAUGUAUGCGAUGGUGAUAAAGAUUGUGAGGACGGAACUGAUGAGUUUAAUUGUACAGGCAAGUACACAUCAGCAGAUUAAGUAAUUUACCCUUUUGUUCAUGUGCCUACAGUAUUAAUAAUAUUUUAUGCAGAAUUAUAAAUAACAUUGUAUAGAAAUACAUUUUAACUUAAUAUCUUCAGGUGGUGUCAUUUAAUGAUUGGGGGAUUACCAAUUUGAAGAACAAAUCAAAUCAGCCUUUUUUAGUAGAAUAAAAUAACAUUCUAAAGAAUAUGUAUGUAGCUUAAAAAAUAUAUAGGGAGUACUUGAUAUAUUCCUCUUACAAAUUUGUAAUAGAAAUGUAAAUUGCUAUUUUAUCUGAUCUUUAGUUUCCUGUGAUGUGGACAGUUUUGAUUGUGGUAAUCAGACAUGCAUCCCCAAAACCCAACUUUGUGAUGGUUUUGAUCACUGCAUUGAUGGUGCAGAUGAAUCCCCAUUGCAUUGUUCUUCUCAAGUUUCUUCUCAAACUUGUAAGUAAAUAUUGCAGGAAAUUUGUCUAGUUUACCACAUUAGUCUACAACUAUAUUGAAUUUCCCAUGUGCACAGUUACUAAAUUCAAUUAAGUUUUUAAUCACUAUCAAACCUAAACUUUUUGUUUUGCAGCAUGUGAACACAAUAAUGGUGGCUGUAUGCAUUUGUGCAAACCAAAUAUUAAUAGCACAGGCAGGACAUGUGAGUGCCGUCCAGGGUAUCAGUUAGCCAACCAUUCUAAUACAGAUUGCCAGGAUAUAAACGAAUGUGAGACACCUGGCACAUGCUCACAGAAAUGUGUCAACACUAAAGGAUCUUACAAAUGUGACUGUGAACCAGGUUACACAUUAAUUGUACCUCGUUACUGCAAAGCUAUUGAAGGUAAGAAUGAUCGGCUGUUUAAAUAUUGAGCUCUACGGUCAUUGUAAAUAUGUGCAGAAUAAAUGUAAAUCCACAAGCACCUAUCCCAUUACAAAUUGCAAGUGAAGAUGAUGCUAAUAUCCUAAUCAACAUGCUGUGUCGAAAACUUUAUUAGAAGUUUACAAAGUUAAGUUACAUCUAUUUCUCAAGCUUGUACUAUAGUGCCAAUAGGAAAAAGCAGAAUUUCGAUUCUGUUAAAAAUAAAAGAACUCGCAUUGUUUCUGAAUAGAAUUUAUCACAUCCCUCAACACUUGAGAUAUUUUUACCAAAUAUUAUGAUAAUAAACACCCCCACCCCCCAAAUUGAUUUACAUUUUUUAAAAUAAAAACCUACACAGUCAAAUUUUAAUUCUUAGUUACAAAUUUAUUAAUUUUACAAAAUAUAAUAAAUUCACAUAAAAAUGUCCUCAUUCCGAAUUUUUAAGUUUGUAGAUUUGCCAUAAUAAAAUGUAGGUGUCUUCUGCAAAUCAGUGUGGCCAUUCAUAUUAAGUUGUAUUACAAACAUUCACUGCUGAUUUUGCAUUUUAAGUGGAAAAUCACAAAUGAAUGGCAAUAUGGGACUGACAAAUUUAUAUUGCUAGUUAAGUUUAAACUUUCUUCUAAAUUGAUUUAUUCAAAACAGGAAAACAUGCUGUACUUAUCUUGUCCGAUAGUCAUGAACUUCGUCGUUACAGUUUGGAUGAGUUCCGUUAUUCCAAGCUUCUUGAAAAUCCUGUGCAAAGGGCUGUUGCAAUGGAUUUUAAUAUCAGGGAACAUAAAGUUUAUUGGACAGAUCUCCAGCAUAAACAAGUUUCUGUGUAAGUUUCUUAAUAGUCUACUUUUAAUGUGAUAAAUCGUUUCAUGCUUCAACAACAUUUAGCUGUGGUUGAUUUUUUCGAACACUCUGAAUUUUAUAAAAUAUAACAUAUGAAAUUGGGGAAUAUCUAAAAACCAAACUACAAACAUUUCACUAAAAAGUCAACAAACCAAGGUAUAAUCUGAAGAUCAGAAACUCUGAUGAGAAAGAAAGCAUCUUCAGUCUGGGACCCAUUCACCCAGAAGGGCAUCGACAGGCUGGAGGCAGUCCAACGGCGAGCAGCACGCUUUAUUCUGAACCAUACAAGAACACCUCCAGUGUUUGGUAGCAUGCUGGAAGCACUGGGGUGGUAACCAUUGGAGGAAAGAAGAUUAUCCAGAAAUAUCCUCUUCAAUACCAAGCACUGAUACAUUGCAAAUCCCUCUACAUUCAUUGAUCUCGGGACCUUAAUAUUAUAGAAGAAGAAGGAGGAUAUAAAGAUAACCUCAGCUAAUUGAACUUGGAAGUCAUAGUAAACAGGAAAUAACAUUGAACAGCAUGUAGAACUGACCCAAGAUAUCAAACAGUUUAAUAUGAUUUUCUUAUGCUUUAUGAUUUACUUUGACUUCCAACAGUGUGUAUUCUCCCCAAUUUACGCUGUAUUUAUAAGCUGCUGAUUCUAAGUAGAUUAUAUAUUUAAUAAAAAAAUAUUAUUAUAGAUUUCAUCAUUUUUAUUUCAUAGGGCUGGUGUAAAUGAUGUCAAUCAUAUGAAAGUGAUAGUUAAUGAAAGCAUUGUCAAGCAUCCAAUGAAAGUGAUAGUUAAUGAAAGCAUUGAUAUGCCGGAUGGCCUUGCUGUUGAUUGGGUGCAUGGUAAUUUGUACCUUUCCGACACUGGACUGGACAAAAUAGAAGUUUUACGUUUGAAUGGCAGUCAUCGGAAAAUUUUGGUUAAUACAGAUCUUGAUGAACCCAGGGCAUUAGUUUUGGAUCCACAAUACGGGUAAGACUGCUUAACUUAUGUUGCUUAUUUUAUUGUUGCUUGACUUAUUGUUGCUUGACUUAUUGUUGCUUAACUUAUUGUCAGUUAAUAUGGAGUAAAAAUUUGGAAUAGUUACCAAUCAAAUUUGCUUCUGGAAAGUGAUAAAGAAAUUCAAUUGGGUGUUUAUUAUAAUUUUUUUAGAUGGAUUUACUGGUCAGAUUGGGGUGUCCAACCAAAGAUUGAGAAGUGCGGGAUGAAUGGCCAAAAUAGGAAAUCCAUUAUCACCAAACAUAUCGCAUGGCCUAACGGUUUGACAAUCGGUAAGUUAACACUCUGAUAUAAUUCCUCUUGCACUGGAAAUUUACUAAGGAGGCCAGUAUAUUAGUGAAUAAUUUUUCUGUCAUGUUGGUGUCUCAAAAAAAAUUUCAAAAACUUGUCAUAAUCAUGAAUGAAAAGGUAUAUCUUAAAUUGUUUUAUCUUGGAAUGCCACUAUCAAUUAUUGCAGCAUUCUCUAUGCCAGCAUUCCCAGUGGUCAGCGCUAGUCCGGGAGCCUUAUGUUGCCCGUCUGAACGACAUGAAAAUUUAUGUUCAAUUAAAAGAAAAUAAAUCUGUCCCUAGUGCAGCUUCGAAACUUGUCCACUGGUCCGCCAAAAUUAAAAGAUUGGGAGAUGCUGCUUUGGGCCAUGCCAUUGUUAAAACUCUUCACCAAGAAUAAAAUUGGUAUGGUAAACAUAGAUUGUAUAUUAAACGUAGAUCACUUUUUCUCACAGAUUACAUUCAGAGACGCCUUUAUUGGGUUGAUGCAAAGCUGCACACAAUUGGAAGCAGUGACCUUGAUGGCAAUAACUAUAAGUUGAUACUGAAGAAUCAUGGCUACCUUGGCCAUCCAUUUGGCAUAACUGUCUUUGAAGACUACCUCUACUGGACUGACUGGAUGACCAAUGGUGUUUUCAAAUACAGUAAAUUUAGUCAGGGCAAUGUGACCCACGUAGUCAUGAAGCUGAAGACUCCAAUGUGUAUUCAUGCUUAUCACGUCGUAAGACAGCCCUCUCGUAAGUCAAUUAAUAUUUUAACAUUCUUAAGAAUUGAACAAUCCGACCUCCAGUAAAAACUAACAAUAAGGCUAAUGUUUUUCUUCUUUAUGUUUUUUGUGUCUGCUCACAUAUUAUUGAAUAUUAUAAAGCACUGAUCAUAUUGACAGUUUUAUUUUAUAAAUAUUUUUAACAAUAACUUUUUAAGUUUAAUGGAAAAUUUAAAGAUUAAACACAGUAAAACCUCUGUUAUGCGACCCUCUCUUAAACAACUUCCUCCAAUAUAUGACCGGUAAAAAUUCACCAAUGCUUUGUACUAUAUAAACGACCUCUCUUAAACCACUCCCUCUAAAACGUGAUUUUAAACAACUACCAUACCAGCAUUGAUUUUUAUUUUGGAAUUUAUGAGGAACAGGAAGAUAGUGACUGUAUUGAGACAGAGUUUAAUCUAUAUUUCUGAAUGAAAGAUGGUAGAUAUUGACUAUAUUUAAUGGUAGGCCUACGUGUAUUUUUUUUUUUACUUGUUUAAUUAAUUUUUUAAAUGCCGUUUUUCGAAAAUGUCCUGCCUCUUUUUUAAGACCCUCCUCCAAUUUACGACCUCGUUUGAAUGACAAUUUAAAGGUCGUAAAACUGAGGUUUUACUGUAUUAAGUUGGCAUCUGAUUUUACACCGAGAACAAUAUCCUUGACCAGAUGUUUAAAGCUAUGAAGAUAAUUAUUAUUAUUAUUAUUGCUUUAGUUACUAUCAUUGUAUUCUUUUUUUUCAGCUAUGAAUCACUGUGGUGACAAUAAUGGUGGCUGUAGCCACCUAUGUCUCCCCAAGCCCCAUGAAGGAGUUGUAGCACCCACUACUCCAAACUAUGAAUGUGCUUGUCCUGAUGGAAUGAAAUUCGGAGAAGGGGAGGAAAAGCACCACUGUGUUCCAUGUAAGUGUAAUCAAAAUUGUUUGCUUUGCCAUGUGUUCAAUCCACUGCCAUCAUUUUCUUGUUUUUGUCUGCUCAUUCCUUUGACAGAACAGUCCUCAUGUGCCAUAUGGAGGGAAAAACAACACACUAUUAAUAAGCACUAUUCUGAUAAGAUUUCAUCUAUUUCUACUUCAGCUAUAUCAACUCCCCUAGCUGCAAGUCUACAUGUCUGAAACUUCUUAGUUAACUUCUCCAAUUAAUAGUUAAAGUUGAAGGAGAUUAAAAAAAAAUUCAAAUCCUUGACAUUUUUAACUGAGAAUCCCUAAGAGAGAGCAAAACAAUUUUUUAAAAAACAUUUUUGAGUUGCGUGUGAAUAAAAAAAAUGUCACAACUUUGAAAUAAAGAAGACAUUGAGAAAAACUUGCUAUGGCAUGAAAAUAGUUUAUAUUUAAAUAUUUCUCCACAUUGAUAGAUUUUCAUCUGUGCUGUGUUCAAUAAUGCUAGCUCUAUUACUAUUUCAUACUUGUUUUCAAAUUAUUUGUACAAAAUAAUUUUGCUUCUUGAUAGUCAUGAAUGUUCAUUUCUAAUAGGGGAAUUACAUGUUUUAAAGAGAAGAGUGGGAACCAUGACAAUGUUCUAUUUGAUAAAUACUAAUUUUUUAAGUUAUAGUAAAGAAUAGUGUGACGGUAUAAAACCAAAAAGAUAAUACAAUGCAGCAAAAAUAUACAUAUUUUGUGUAUUCUGGUAAUACUUUUUAUGUCAGGGUGACUCUAAGCUAACGGAAUGUGUUUGAAGAAUGGUACAUCAUUCCUAUAAAUCUUUUUGUUUCAGCACAUGAGGUGGUAACAAAUAAAAUCCCAACAGAUCAAGGGAAAGACAUGUCCAAUCCAAACCGUUUGCCAUACACAAUACAGACUCCACCAGAAACACAAACAACAACAAAGUCCUCUUCAAGUCAAGAGACUCAAACAAAUUUCAACCAGGGUGAAACAACAGAUGGGGUGAUCCCUGCGUUAAAUGGCACAAAUAGUCAGUUGGCACACAAAGAAUCUGAAGGAAAUGGCAGUGUUGCAAUAAUUGUCAUCGUUAUCGUGUUUGUGCUAGGUGUUACUGUCGCUAUUGUGAGUAUAAAGUUUAUAUCUAAAAUUUUAAUAAUGAUCUAGUGAAGGGUAUUAGAAAUCUAAGACAUAGUUUUUAACAUUUUAUUAAAAAUCAGCCAUAGUUAAAAUUAAUACAGAUCUUUUACUAGUCAUACAAACUGUAAUUAUAAAAAUAAACAAAGGCACCUUGUAACCAUCUUUGGUUUAUUUUAAUAAAGUAAACAUGUCUAAACGUCAUGGUUUUAACGUAAAAAACCUUUUCUCUUUCUCCCAUCCCCCUCUCCCACUCAUCCUUUAAAAAAAAUUAAAUUCUCUUUUUAUCUUUAAUAAUAUCACCACUCGAUUUAGUAAUUACAUUCAAAUCAACAAAUUCAAGCGAUGCUGCAAACAAAACUUCAACCGUGUAGUUAAUAGAGUACAUUAGGAUUAUCAUUUGUAUUGUAAAUUAAUUUAUAAUUGAAAUUAUAAGUAUUCUUUUAACUACAGGGUUAUUGUGAUACCUGGUGGCAAACUAUAACCUUGGUUAAAAUUAAUAAUUAAUAAAAAUAAAUUAUUUCUUUAAAAAAAUAUGUCAUAUUUAUUAAUUUUCCUGUUAUUUCUACCCAGAUUGUUGCAUUGCUGAUAAGAAGACAUAAGAGGAAAAAUGUCAAAUCCAUGAAUUUUGAUAAUCCAGUAUAUCGCAAAACAACCACUGAUGACCAGUUGAUUAUGGAGAAAAAUGGAUCUAGAUCGAGUCUGCCAUCAGUAAGUUCAUUUUUUAGAAAUUUUAAAGAAAAUAGAGAAAUGCAAAUCAUAUAGAAUUGAUUCAAAUUUAGACUUUUUCUUCCAUUCAUCUUAAGUAGAUGGGACUGAACAAAGCUAUCUUAAAGUAAUGCAUAAACUCAAAUAUUUUAUUAACACACUUAAACUUUAUAAACUUGGUGUUUUCUAGUUUAUUAUUAUUUUUUUUUACAGAUUCUAAAGCCAUUGACACAGGAUGUGGAAAUUGUAUGAUAGUUCAAGCCAAAUAAUUCAUCUCAGCAUUUCAAACUCAAAUAUUUUACAAACAAGAGCUUAAACACUCUUUCAUCUGUUAAAAACAAAAGGGUAUUAAAACUUGUCUUCACUAACUAAUAAACUGACAAACAAUCACUGAUGCAAAGCCAGCAUACUACUUCAAAGAGCAGGCCCAAGAUGACACACUUCAUGUGCUUAACAAAAUGAUCUUGCAGUACACCGAAUUGCCACCCAGAUCAAUAACUUAUUAUUGUGAUCAAAUUGAAGUCAGAGAUGGGAAUAUUAGCAAAUGCUAUUCAAGGAUGCCACUGGAACCUUUAAGUGGCUCUAUUAAUUCACAGUACUUUUCAACUCCGAAAAGUUGGGAGGAUUGCUGAAGGACUCAGCUCAAUAAUACUGCAACCUGACAGGCCUUUCUAAAAAUCAUAUUGUGUAACAGUUGCUGUUGAAGUGCUCAAGUCACUCAGUGUAUUGCAGUAUUGUGCCUUUAAAUUAUCAAAGGAAUCAAAGUUCAAUCAUUUUUAAAUCGGUAGUAGACAGUAGUUAAAAAGGACAUGAUUUUUGUUUCUGCCAUUAGAUUUCCCUACAUGAUUAGUCAAAGACGGUAUGUGCCCUUUCUGACUUCAUUUUCAGGACCUUCUCCUCGAAUCCAUGUAGCAGUCCGGAGAAUCUCUUUCAAUGAUGGACUGCUGCAUAAUAAGACUGAGAUGCUUUAUUGUUGGAGCAUGAACUUGAACGAAAUAAUACUUUUUUCUUUUUUUAAAAAAUGUGUGGUUCAAUUUAUUUUUCCUUCUGAUUAUUGCCUGGGUGUUUAAAGCACCAAGGUUUUUGGUGAUAUUGUGAAUACAUUGGAUGGUGAAUUGUUUAUGAUAGGUUGAACUGCAGGCUGUGAUCUUGUGUAAUCAUUAGAUUUAUUUAGUCCUUUUUAUUUUAUAUCUUUGAAUCUUCUGUUAGCUGCAAAUAUAUCUGAUGAAAUGUGACUGAUACAAAAAUAUAUUUAAAAAAACAAGCCAUACAACUCUUUUACUUGGUAAAUAUUUAUUUUACAUCAUUUAGUUUUUUUUAACAGGCCUUAAAUUAUAAGUACUCCAUUUGCAUCAAUAACUCACCUUCAUAAUUUUGGGGAAAAGGAGGAGCCAUCUCUAUUAUAUAAAUUGAUAAGAUUUGUUUUACCUCAUUGGACAAAUAUGCAAUUCAUGCAAAGGUUUACUACUAUGUAAUGCACCAAUUUUGUCUGAAUUGAUAACCUGUUAGUUUGAUGCAUUAUAUGAUCUAGCUUGAAGGUUAACAUGCACUGGUAUUAAACAAGAUAGUGCCUUCAUGCUCACAGUUUUUUUUUUUUUUACAAGAUGUAAUUCAGGUAUGAGAUUUUUAUUAAUUCAAUUCACAUUUUCAUCAGCUUUAUUGUAAGAAUAUCGUUUGUAGUAAUCUUAUGUAGAAUUGAGUACUGGGUACUUUUGAUUUCAAACACUCAAAAACAGUAGUUUGAGUCUACAUCAAUGUCAACAUUGCUUAUCAGAAUUCAUUUUCUAUAUAAUUUUAAGUGCGUGUAAACAUUUCUUUAUUUUCUAUAUAAUAAGUAAAUUAGGUGAACUUCCUUUUUUUUCCCCCCAUUAUUUUCAUCAAUGCAUUCCAAAUAAUCCCUUUUGACCCACUUAAUUAUUGUGCCCUACAAAUAUAUCUAAUAGCUGCUACAUUGUAACUGAACAGUUACUAUACAAAUUCCAUCAUGUUCUAUCCAUCCCUUGCUCUUUUCCCCUCAUAUAUUAAGAAAUUUACCAUCUGUAUAUGAAAUAGUUACUUCCAAUAUUCUCAGAACUAAGUAAAUUAUAGUUUGUUUCAUGGGGGGGGGGGCACUUUAAAAAGAAAAUGCCUUAGUUUCAAUUUACUAAAGUGAUCUGACUAUAAAAUGAUAAUGCAUUUUAUUUUUAUGUUUAUAAUAAUUUAAUCCCUUUAAUGUGCACAUAUUUUGCCACUAAGUCCCUAUCAUUUUUUUAAAGAGUUGAUGAAUUUCAUGGUCCGGUGCAAUUUGUCAUGGCAUGAAUCACACUCAUUUAAAAAGUUGGGUCAAACUAAAAAGGCUUAACAUUGCAUUAAAAUUUCAUCUUGAAUUCUAAUGGAUAGUGCCAAAUGUUCUCCACUUAUUAAACUGGCAGGUGUAUACACUGUAUUGGUAAAACAAGAUUUUUAUGUGUAAUUUACCUCUGGAAAAUAACUAGAAUAUUAAUCAGCUUUGCCAUUAUUUAAAUUACGUGUGGAUUUGUUUUGGAUGGCUCGUUAGCAAAUUAUAAUUUUGUAAAUACAUGUAAAAUUUACCUGCCCAAAAAUGCCAAUCCUUGUAACAUAUCAUCUAUGCUCUAGCUAAUGCUUUAAAACUGAUCUUUUCAUGAAAUUUCUUUAAAAUGUGUAAUACGCUAGGAUUUCUUUUUUUUUUUAAAUUCUGUUAUUAAUGGAUUUACAUUUGUACUAUUUCAACAUCUAACAUCUCUACUUGUUAUGCAUUCCUAAAAUAAUUAACAACUUUUUGAAGCUUUAACAAAGUUAAGUUCUAUUUUUCUAACCUGUUUGAUAUGUUAAUUUCUAUUAAAAUCUAUUGAGAUCUGUUGACUGUGUUUUAAAAAAAACAAAGAAAUUAAGUUUAUCAUUAUUUAUUUUAUUCAGUGGAAUCUCUUAAAAGGAUGAAUUAUACUCAAAGAUGAAGAUGAUUAUGCCCGAGGAUGAAUGUAAUUUAUUUGUGUGCUAAUUGUUGCUAACGCUUAAAGAACUGGUUCUUAUAUAAUUGUCUCUACCUUUGACAGUUUGUUACAAUGCUUUGAGCUUAUCUAUCAAAUGAAAUUAUUUCAUCAAAUUUUUUUGCUGUUGAAAUUGUAUUGCUUGAAUAACUGUACAAAUUGUAUAAACAGGUUUAAAUUACAAAUUAUAAAAACAAAUUAGUAACCCAGCUUGUAUUUUAAAAGAAACUGGUGCAUUCCUCAGAAAUACCCAUUUUUCAAAAGAUUUGUGCAAAAGUGUCUGACUGUCUGCAAGUUAAAUAUGUUUCUCCAAACUGUCAAUGGAUACUUAUGAAUAAAAUUCAUGUUUAAUGUAAUUUAUUGUAAAAAAAUUUUUUUUAGUAAUCUCAUGUUGAUUGUACAUUUUUUAUUGAAACAUUUCUUGUUACUUUCAUCUAUUUAUUGAAAUAUGUUUUGUUUAUGAUGCCAUGUGUUGCUAAUUACUGGGAAGUGUUAUAUGGAUCAGUGAGAAAAGUGAUGAUUUACUACAUGGAUCAGUGAGAAAGGUAUUGAUAUUAUAUUAGACCUUUGAGUGAGAAAGUUACAAAGAUUAAUUAGAAAAGAUGACUGAGAAAGGCAAAGAGUGACAAUUACUUUUAGAUAGAUCAUUGAGAAGUGUUCAGUUGGAUGAUGAUUUUUUUUUAAAGCAUCUUCUUGACAAUGUCUGUGUUUGAAUGGAAACAAAGAAGAAUGUUAUCCAGGCUGAGUUAAGAAAAUGUUUAGCAGUGUUUUUGUUUUUUUUUGGUUCUUGAAAGUAAUGUUUGCUUAAUUUAAAUGAAUAAAGUAUGUUAACAAAUAUUGGUCACCUCUCAUCUUCAUUUUUGUGAAAACUUGUUAACUAGUAGUUAAACUUUUACUCUUUGUUUACAAUCUAUUCAUGGAAUUUAAGAUAUUCCAUUAUAAUUUUCAAUAAUUAAUUUUAAAAAAUCUUUUAUGGAUUUCCAAUUUAAUUGUUGAAACAUAAGAAUAAACUCCAAGUGGUCAAAUAGCUUGAUAUAUUUUAUUUUAAAAUGAGCAGCAGCACAAUUCUCUUUUUAAAAAGAUAAUUCCAGUUACACAAAAACUUUGUUCAGAUUAUUGCAUACAUAAGGGCACUGAAAAUCAAAAAAGUUUUGGAACCACUGGUCGACAUCAUUUUUUUUUGUUUGAUAUUUAAAAGGAUAAUUGAAUUGC
Molecule: messenger RNA, 14661 nt
Organism: Lymnaea stagnalis (great pond snail)
Lineage: Eukaryota; Metazoa; Mollusca; Gastropoda; Lymnaeidae
Source: the annotation of a GenBank genome assembly